AUGUCGUCAGCAACAGCUAAUAGUAUUCAUCAUACUCAAACAAAUGGUCAUAAUACUCAACAAGAUCAAAUUCAAUUUAAUAUUGAACAAUUAACAGCUGAUUUUGAUUUAGCUGGUCAAGAUGAAUGUAAUUCAUCAGCGCGUAUGUUCGAACGUACACGUAUACAAGUUUUAGCUGAUGAACGUGGAUAUGUACAAAAGAAAACAUUUACAAAAUGGGUUAAUUCACAUUUAACUCGUGUUGGUUGUCGUAUUACUGAUUUAUAUACUGAUUUAGGUGAUGGACGAAAUUUAAUUCGUCUUUUAGAAAUUUUAAGUGGAGAACGUUUACCAAAAGCAACUCGAGGAAAAAUGCGUAUACAUUGUUUAGAAAAUGUUGAUAAAGCUAUUAUGUUUUUACAAGAACAACAUGUUCAUUUAGAAAAUAUUGGUGCUCAUGAUAUUGUUGAUGGAAAUUCUUCUUUAAUUCUUGGUCUUAUAUGGACAAUAAUACUUCGUUUUCAAAUUCAAGAUAUAACAAUUGAAGAAUAUGAAUCAACAGAAACAAAAUCAGCUAAAGAUGCUUUAUUACUUUGGUGUCAAAUGAAAACAGCCGAUUAUUCAAAUGUAAAUGUACGAAAUUUUACAACAUCAUGGAAAGAUGGUUUAGCAUUUUGUGCCUUAAUACACAAACAUCGUCCUGAUCUUAUACCACAAUUUAAAACAUUAACAAAAGAUAAUGCAAAUCAUAAUUUACAAUUAGCAUUUGAUAUAUGUGAAAAACGUUUAGGUAUAAGUCGUUUACUUGAUCCUGAAGAUGUUAAUGUUGAAUAUGUUGAUGAAAAAUCUAUCAUAACAUAUAUUGUUACAUUAUAUCAUUAUUUUUCCAAAAUGAAAAAUGAUAGUGUACAAGGUAGACGUUUAGCUAAAGUUAUUGGUUCAGCACUUGAUUCAGAAAAAAUGGCUAAUGAAUAUGAACGUUUAGUAUCGGAUUUAUUAAUAUGGAUUGAACAAACCAUACGUACAUUAAAUGAUCGACAAUUUCCAAAUUCACUUAUACGUGUACAUGAAAAACUUGUUGAAUUUAAUCGUUAUCGUGUUAUGGAUAAACCUGCACGAUUUGCUGAAAAAGGAAAUUUAGAAGUAUUAUUAUUUACAUUACAAAGUAAAGAACGUGCUAAUCAACAAAUACCAUAUCAACCACGUGAAGGAAAAAUGAUAUCAGAUAUAAAUCGUGCAUGGGAAAAUCUUGAACGUGCUGAACAUGAACGAGAAUUAGCUUUACGUGAAGAAAUUCUUCGACAAGAACGUUUAGAACAAUUAGCAACUAAAUUUAAUCGUAAAGCUGGUUUAAGAGAAAAAUGGUUAACUGAUAGUGAAAAACUUGUUGCAAGUGAUCAAUUUGGUACAGAUUUAGCUUCGGUUGAAGCAGCAUUUAAAAAACAAGAAGCUAUUCAAACUGAUAUAGCUGCAUUUGAAGAACGUCUUCAAAAUAUAAUGGCUAUUGCAAAUGAACUUAGAACAGAAGAUUAUCAUGAUUAUGCAACAAUAGAAGCAAGAAAAAAAAAUGUUGAAAUGCAUUGGGAAUAUUUAAUCAGUUUAGUUACUAAACGCCGACAAUGUCUUGAACUUGCUUAUAAUUUACAACGUGUUUUUCAAGAAAUGCAAUAUGUAUUUGAAUGGAUAAGUGAUUUAAAAUGGCGAUUAAAAUCAGAUGAUAUUGAAAAAUAUAUUAUGUCAGCUGAUGAUCUUCUUCAACGACAUUCAUUAGUUGAAGCUGAUAUAUAUAUUAUUGAUGAACGUUUAAAACGUGCUAUAAGUGAUGCUGAUGAAUAUCUUAAUCCUGAUGCUAAUAUUGAUGGUUAUCGUCCAGCAACACCAGAAGAAAUUGAAAUACGUAUACAUAAUUUACAAAAAUCUUAUGAAGAAUUAAUUGAAUUAGCACGUAAACGUCGAGAUUUACUUGAACAAGCUAAAGGUUUAUCAAAAUUUUAUUCUGAUGUUGGUGAUGCUGAAUUAUGGAUUGAUGAAAAACAACAAACUAUGACAUCACCUGAUAUGGGUCAUGAUGUCAAUACAACGGAUAGUUUACUUGGAAAACAUAAAUUAGUUGAAAAUGAUAUGAAUGCAAGAUAUGGUCAACUUGAAGCUUUAACAAAUCAAGGUGAAUCAAUGGUAAAACAAGGACAUUUUGCAUCAAGAAAAAUUAAUGAACGUUUAGAUAUGCUUAAAUUAAAAUGGGAUAAUUUAAUACAAAUAUCAUCAAAUCGUGCUGACAAUUUAAAACAAACACAUAAUUAUUAUCAAUUUUUUUCUGAUGCUGAUGAUAUUGAUACAUGGAUGCUUGAUAUGUUAAAACUUGUAUCAAGUGAAGAUAUUGGUCGUGAUGAAUUAUCAGCUCAAGCAUUAUUAAAAAAACAUAAAGAUACACAAGAUAUAUUAGAUAAUUAUCGUCAAACAAUUGAUAAUUUAAAAACAUCUAAUCUACAAACAUUAACUAUUGAAAAACAAAAUUCACCUGAUGUUCAACAACGUCUUCAAUCAAUUGAACGUCGUUAUACAGAAUUACUUGAAUUAUCUAAAUUACGUAAACAAAAAUUACAUGAUGCUAUAUCAUUAUUUCGUUUAUUAGCUGAUGCUGAUAAUGUUGAAGCAUGGAUUGAAGAAAAAGAAAGAUUUUUAGCAACAUUAGAUCCAACACAAGUUAAUGAUAUUGAAGAAUUAGAAGUAAUUAAACAUCGUUUUGAUGGUUUUGAACGUGAUAUGAAUUCAACAGCAUCAAAAGUUGCUAUUGUUGGUCAUCAAGCACGUACAUUAGUACAAAAUGAUCAUCCUAAUUCACAAGAAAUAUUAGAUCGUAUUAAUAAAUUAAAUCAUAAUUGGGCACAAUUAAGACGUUUAGUUGAUAAAAAACGUGAUGAUUUAAGUUCAACAUUUGGUGUACAAACAUUUCAUAUUGAAUGUAAUGAAACAAUAUCAUGGAUACAAGAUAAAAUUCGUAUUGUACAAUCGACAGAAGAUUUAGGUCGUGAUCUAGGUGGUGUAAUGACAAUGCAACGUCGUUUAAGUGGUUUAGAACGUGAUAUGGCUGCAAUACAAUCUAAACUUGAUCAAUUAGAAACUGAAGCAUCAACAUUAGAAAAAGACCAUCCUGAUGAAGCACAUGAUAUUCGUACAAAAGUUGGACAAAUUAAUUCUGUUUGGUAUGAAUUAAAAGAAAUAUUACGUCGUCGAGAAGAAUCAAUGGGUGAAGCAGCUGAAUUACAAAAAUUUCUUCGUGAUCUCGAUCAUUUUUCAGCAUGGUUAACACGUACACAAACAUCUGUUGCUAGUGAAGAUAUACCAAAUACAUUAAAUGAAGCUGAACAAUUAUUAAAUCAACAUCAAACAAUAAAAGAAGAAAUUGAUCGCUAUGGUCCUGAUUAUGCACAAAUGAAAGAAUAUGGUCAUCGUGUUAUACGCGAUGCUGAUACAACCGAUCCACAAUAUAUAUUUUUACGUGAACGUUUAAAUGCACUUGAUGAUGGUUGGAAUGAACUUGAUCAAAUGUGGCAUCAAAAAAAGAAUAUGUUAACUGAAGCUAUGCAAUAUCAAAUGUUUGUUAGAGAUUCAAAUCAAGCUGAAAUAUUAUUAAAUCAUCAAGAAGCUUAUUUAGCUAGAGAAAAAGAACAAAAACCAAAAUCUUUUGAUGAUGUUGAAUAUUUACUUAAAAAACAUGAAGAUUUUGUUACAACAAUGACAGCUAAUGAAGAUAAAAUUCAAGGAGUUUGUUCAUUUGCUCAACGUUUAUGUCAAGAAAAUCAUUAUUUAGGUCGUGAUCUUGGUGGUGUUAUGACAAUGCAACGUCGUUUAAGUGGUUUAGAACGUGAUAUGGCUGCUAUACAAUCUAAACUUGAUCAACUUGAAUUAGAAGCAUCAAAACUUGAAAAAGAUCAUCCUGAUGAAGCAAAAGAUAUUCAUAAUAAAGUUAAUCAAAUAAAUUCAGUUUGGUAUGAAUUAAAAGAAAUUUUACGUCGUCGUGAAGAAUCAAUGGGUGAAGCAGCUGAAUUACAAAAGUUUCUUCGUGAUCUUGAUCAUUUUUCAGCAUGGUUAACACGUACACAAACAUUAGUUGCUAGUGAAGAUAUACCAAAUACAUUAAGUGAAGCUGAACAAUUAUUAAAUCAACAUCAAACAAUAAAAGAAGAAAUUGAUCGUUAUGGUCCUGAUUAUGCUCAAAUGAAAGAAUAUGGUCAUUGUGUUAUACGUGAUGCUGAUACAACAGAUCCACAAUAUAUAUUUUUACGUGAACGUUUAAAUGCACUUGAUGAUGGUUGGAAUGAACUUGAUCAAAUGUGGCAUCAGAAAAAGAAUAUGUUAACUGAAGCUAUGCAAUAUCAAAUGUUUGUUAGAGAUUCAAAUCAAGCUGAAAUUUUAUUAAAUCAUCAAGAAGCUUAUUUAGCACGUGAACGUGAACAACAACCGAAAUCAUUUGAUGAUGUUGAAAUUUUAAUUAAAAAACAUGAAGAUUUUUUUACAACAAUGUCAGCUAAUGAAGAUAAAAUACAAGGUGUUUGUUCAUUUGCUCAACGUUUAUGUCAAGAAAAUCAUUAUUUAGGUGAUCGUAUUCUAUCACGUGCUUCAAUUAUAAAUGAUCGUUAUGGUGCUAAUCGUCAAUUAGCACUUGAAAUGAAUAAUAAACUUCAAGAAUCACUUAAAUAUUUUCAAUUUAUUCAAGAUUGUGAUGAUCUUAAAGAAUGGCUUGAUAUGAAAACAUUACAAGCAGAAGAUGAUACAUAUCGUGAUACAGCCAAUAUUCAUACAAAAUAUCUUCGUCAUCAAGCAUUUCAAGCUGAAAUUAAUUCAAAUAAAGAACGUUUACUUUCAUUAAAACAAAAUGCUGAACAAUUAAAAUCUGAAAAUUAUCAACAAAUUGAUGCAAAUUUAAUUGAUCAACGUAUUGACGAAUUAGAUGAUUCAUGGAUUAAAUUAGAAGAAAUAACACGUGAAAAAGGUGAACGUUUAUUUGAUGCUAAUCGUUCAAAAUUAUUUCAACAAUCAAUAACUAAUCUUGAUGAAUUUAUGUUUAAUAUUGAAAAACAUUUAUAUGCUGGUGAACCAACAUCAACAGAUUUAACUGAUGGACAAAUUUCAACAACAACACCAACAACACUUGAACCAUUAGAAAAUAAUUUAACAGCAACAAAUCUUUUAUUGCUUAAACAAACAACUAUUGAAGAAGAAUUAUUAAAACGUCAGGAACAAGUUGAUGAAUUACGUAUACAAGCUGAAAAAUUAAAACAAUUAGAACCAGAAAAAUCUGAAGAAAUUGAUACUAAACGUUUACAAGUUGAAGAAAAAUUUUCAAAACUUUUAUUACCAUUAGAACAAAAAAAAUUACGUUUAGAACAACAAAAACAUUUACAUCAAUAUAUACGUGAUAUUGAAGAUGAACAAAUAUGGUUAAGUGAAAAACGUCAUUUAUUACAAACAUAUUCUGAUUUAAUAUUUAAUAAUAAACAACAAACAUUAAUGAAUAUUAAAUUAUUAAAACGUAAAAAUGAAUCAUUAUUAAAAGAAAUUGAAAAUCAUGAACAACGUUUAUUAGAACAUUUAAAUAAUGAAUGUAUACGUGUUAGUCAUGAUUAUCCAUCACGUGCAAAUGAAUUUCAAGAAAGUCUAGAACAAUUAACAUUUAAUUAUAGUGAUUUAAAAGAAACAAUAAAACAACGACGACAACAAAUUGAAUUAUUAGAAAAUCUUUAUCAAUAUUAUUAUGAUUUAAGUGACGCUGAAGCAUGGUUAGGUGAACAAGAAUUAUAUAUGAUGAGUGAAGAACGUGGUAAAGAUGAAUUAGCAACACAAACAUUUAUACGUAAACAACAAACAAUUGAUCAAACAAUUGAAAAUUAUAGGAAUAUACUUCAUGAAUUAACUGAACGUGCGAGAAAUUUAUUAGAUAAUUUAAAUCAAUCGAAUUUAUCUGAUGAUUUUGUUCGUGAACAUAAUGAUUUAAUUAAUAAACGACAAAUACAAUUAGAUAAAUUAUAUGGUAGCUUAAAAGAUUUAUCUAUUGAACGACGACAACAAUUAGAUGAAACAUUAAAACUUUAUCGUUUACGUAAAGAAAUUGAUGAUCUGGAACAAUGGAUAUCUGAUAGAGAAUUAAUAGCUGGUUCACAUGAACUUGGACAAGAUUUUGAACAUGUAUCUAUGUUACUUGAUCGUUUUGUAGCAUUUGAACAAGAAACACAACAAAUAGGUAAUGAACGUUUACAAUAUGCAAAUAAUAUGAUUGAUCAUUUAAUAUCAAAUGGUCAUAUUGAUUCAGCACAAAUAGCUGAAUUAAAAGAUUCAUUAAAUGAAUCAUAUCAAGAUUUAUUAGAAUUAAUUGAAACACGUUUACAAUCAUUAAAAGCAUCAUGGGAAUUACAAAAAUUUUUACAUGAUUGUAAAGAAAUUUUAUUAACUAUGCAAGAACGUAAAAAUUCUAUACCAGAUGAAAUUGGUCGUGAUCAACAAAGUGUUCAACAAUUAUUACGUAAACAUCAACAAUUUGAAACAGAAUUAGUUUUAUUAGCACAAGAUAUACAACGUAUACAACAAGAAGCAAAACGUUUAAAUGGACGUUAUGCUGGUGAAAAAGAAACUGAAAUAAAACAAAAAGAAUUUGAUGUUUUAACACAAUGGAAAUUAUUACAACAAUUUGUUGAUCAACGAAAACGUUUAUUAAAUGAUUAUGAAGAUUUACAUAAAUUUUUUGGUUUAGCUAGAGAUUUACAUUUAUGGAUGGAUGGUAUGAUUAGACAAAUGAAUAAUAGUGAUAAACCACAUGAUGUUAGUGGAGUUGAUUUAUUAAUGAAUAAUCAUCAAAGUUUAAAAGCAGAAAUUGAUGCUAGACAAGAAAAUUUUAUUAUGUGUAUUAAUUUAGAUUUAAUUAAUCGUCGACAUGUACGUUCAUCUGAAGUAAAAGAAAAAUGUAUACAAUUAUCUAUGUUACGUGAUCAUGUUGGUGAUACAUGGAAUGAACGUUGGGAAUAUUUACAACUUAUAUUAGAAGUUUAUCAAUUUGCACGUGAUGCAGCUAUUGCUGAAACAUGGUUAAUUGCUCAAGAAUCAUAUUUAGCUAAUGAAGAACUUGGUGAAACAUUAGAUCAAGUUGAAAAUUUAAUAAAACGUCAUGAACAAUUUGAAAAGUCUUUAUUAGCACAAGAAGAUCGUUUUAAUGCAUUACGUAAUUUAACAACAUUAGAAAAGAAACGACAAUUACCACCAGUUGAACCUCGUCAAAGUCGUUUACCAGUUUAUUUAGAAGAAUUUAAAACAUGGGAAGAACGUGAUGCUGAACGUCCAUCAACAUCAACUGAUAAAACAAAAUAUCAAUCAACAAUAAUUGAAGAACAAACUACAACAGAUGGUAUUCAUUCAACAACAUUAUCAGGCAAACAACAGUCUAGUCAAGAUUUAGAUACAACAAAUAAUAAACAACGACGAUCAGAAUCAACAACACGUUUACCAACAGUAAAAGAAGGUUUCUUAUCACGUAAACAUGAAUGGGAAGGAUAUGAACGUAAAGCAACACAUCGUGCAUGGGAAAAAUAUUAUACAGCAUUAAUAAAUAAUCGUUUAACAUUUUAUAAAGAUGCUAAACAUUUAAAAACAGGUCGUACAAUAGCAGAUGAUCAACAAUUAGAUUCAUCAACUAAUGUUUCACAAGCAAUUGAUUAUCGUAAAAAACCAAAUGUAUUUCGUUUGAAAUUUCAAGAUGGUAAUGAAUAUUUAUUUCAUGCUAAAGAUGAUAUUGAAAUGAAUGAAUGGAUUGUUGCAAUUAAUAAUUGUAUAUCAUCAUCAUCAUCAAUAACUACUACACCAACAACACAAACAACACAAAUACCAUCUAUUGCUUUAACAUCACCACCAACAGCAACAAUGGGACCAUCAUCAUCAACUGGUUCUCCUCAUCAUCAACAAGCGUCUACUAUGAUAUCAAGUACACCAGGUAUGCAAAUGUCUCAAACUUCAUCGACUGCCGAACACAAAUCACGAACAUUACCAUUACGUUCAAGUUCAUCAGUUGAACCACAAGUUUCAUCGAGUUCAUCUCAACAACCACCAACAGGCAAAAAGAAAUCAAGUGGAUUUUUUUCAAAACGAAAAUGA
Molecule: messenger RNA, 8118 nt
Organism: Rotaria sp. Silwood2
Lineage: Eukaryota; Metazoa; Rotifera; Eurotatoria; Philodinida; Philodinidae
Source: the annotation of a GenBank genome assembly